Molecule: messenger RNA, 8867 nt
Organism: Leopardus geoffroyi (Geoffroy's cat)
Lineage: Eukaryota; Metazoa; Chordata; Mammalia; Carnivora; Felidae
Gene: DENND5B
Product: DENN domain containing 5B
Exons: 24
Coding region: 131-4210 (1359 amino acids)
Molecular function (GO): small GTPase binding; guanyl-nucleotide exchange factor activity
Source: RefSeq, a predicted model, not a curated record
AUGGGCGCGCCGGUGUCGCCCUAGGACAGGCGCGCGGAGACCGCAGCCUAGGCAGCGAGCCUUCCCGGGCGGCGGCGGCGGCGGCGGCGGCAGCGGCAGCAGCGGUAGCGGCAGGAGCAGCUCGGCCGGGAUGAGCGGCGCGGCGCCCGGCCCCGGCUCGGGCUCCUCCCCGGCCGCCUGCCGCUUCGCGCACUACUUCGUGCUCUGCGGGAUCGACGCAGACAGUGGGCUGGAGCCCGACGAGCUGGCGGUUUUGUACCAAUGGCUAGAAGCAGAUCGUCAUGGCAAGAGCCAAGAUGCUGCAAAUACGACUUCAGGUGAAAAUUUUGACCAGAGUCCUUUGAGAAGAACAUUCAAAUCCAAAGUUCUGGCCCACUAUCCUGAGAAUAUAGAAUGGAAUCCUUUCGAUCAAGAUGCAGUGAACAUGUUGUGCAUGCCUAAAGGGCUGUCUUUCAGAACUCAAACUGACAAUAAAGACCCUCAGUUCCACUCAUUUAUAAUUACCCGGGAAGAUGGUUCUCGUACCUAUGGUUUUGUUCUCACUUUUUAUGAAGAAGUUACCAGUAAGCAGAUCUGCACAGCAAUGCAGACGCUCUACCAGAUGCACAACGCAGAGCAUUACAGCAGCGUGUAUGCCUCAUCCUCCUGCAGCAUGGAUUCGCUGGCAAGCAGUACUGACGAAGGAGAUACAACUUCCCUUUUGAAACUCCAGCGCUACAACUCCUAUGACAUCAGCAGAGACACCCUGUAUGUUUCAAAAAGUAUAUGUUUGAUCACACCACUGCCUUUCAUGCAGGCCUGCAAAAAAUUCCUCAUCCAGCUUUACAAGGCAGUUACCUCACAGCAGCCGCCACCCUUGCCGCUUGAGAGCUACAUCCAUAACAUUCUUUAUGAAGUACCCCUUCCACCUCCGGGGAGAUCACUGAAAUUUUAUGGUGUUUAUGAACCUGUCAUCUGCCAGAGACCUGGGCCCAAUGAACUCCCCCUCUCCGAUUACCCUCUUCGAGAGGCCUUCGAGCUUCUGGGAUUGGAGAACCUGGUGCAGGUGUUUACCUGUGUUCUUUUAGAGAUGCAGAUUCUUCUCUACUCUCAAGAUUAUCAACGCUUGAUGACUGUGGCAGAAGGCAUCACCACACUUUUGUUCCCAUUUCAAUGGCAGCAUGUUUAUGUGCCCAUCCUCCCUGCUUCUCUGCUACAUUUUCUUGAUGCUCCUGUCCCUUAUCUGAUGGGCCUUCAGUCAAAAGAAGGAACUGACCGUUCUAAACUAGAACUUCCUCAAGAGGCUAAUUUGUGUUUUGUGGAUAUUGACAACCAUUUUAUUGAAUUGCCUGAAGAGUUUCCACAGUUCCCCAAUAAGGUGGAUUUUAUCCAGGAACUCUCUGAAGUGCUUCUUCAGUUUGGUAUCCCUCCUGAGGGCAGUCUCCAUUGCAGUGAGAGUGCCACAAAACUGAAGAAUCUGGUUCUUAAGGACUUGGUUAAUGACAAGAAGAAUGGCAAUGUCUCCACUCAUAACAUCAGCAUGUAUGAGUUACUGAAGGGCAAUGAAACCAUAGCCCGCCUCCAAGCUUUGGCCAAGCGGACUGGUGUGACCGUGGAAAAAAUGGACCUCUCUGCCUCUCUGAGUGAAAAAGAAAAGGAUUUAAAGCUGCAGUGUGAAGAGGCUGAGCUAAGGGACUACCAGCUCAAUGUGCAGCUCCGCGAGGUCUUUGCCAACCGCUUCACACAGAUGUUUGCAGAUUACGAAGCAUUUGUGAUUCAGACUGCCCAGGACAUGGAGUCCUGGCUUACCAACCGAGAACAGAUGCAGAACUUUGACAAAGCUUCCUUUCUGUCUGACCAGCCUGAGCCUUACCUGCCAUUUCUUUCACGCUUCAUUGAAACACAGAUGUUUGCUACCUUUAUUGAUAAUAAAAUUAUGUCUCAGUGGGAAGAGAAAGAUUCUUUGCUACGGGUCUUUGACUCUCGGAUUGAGAAGAUAAGACUGUAUAAUGUAAGGGCACCCACCUUGAGGACAUCUAUCUAUCAGAAAUGCAGCACUUUAAAAGAAGCAGGUGAACUCUUUAGGCAGAGGCUAUCUGCUGUUGAUAUUGUGGCACCAGAACCGCAUGAUUUCUGUGCAGAAAGACAAGUUAAUACCCAAUCAAUUGAGCAGCGACUAAUGAAAAUGGAUCACACUGCAAUCCACCCACAUCUGCUUGAUAUGAAAAUUGGUCAAGGCAAAUAUGAGCAAGGGUUCUUUCCAAAGCUACAGUCUGAUGUCUUGGCAACAGGACCAACUAAUAACAAUCGCUGGGUGAGUCGCAGCGCCACUGCGCAGCGCAGGAAAGACCGCCUUCGCCAACAUUCCGAGCACAUUGGAUUGGACAACGACCUGAGGGAGCCUUCCGGGGAACUUUUGGUCUGUCAGAACUCCAUGGCAUUCUGGGAGUGGGAUCAGGGUCUACCUCCUCCUGCACGACUUCCUAAAAAAUCCUUCUCUGAGUGCUGCCUGAAAUAUAUGCAAGAGGCGCGAAGUUUAGGAAAAAACCUGAGGCAACCCAAAUUGUCAGACCUUUCUCCUGCAGUGAUUGCACAGACCAACUGCAAAUUUGUAGAAGGCUUAUUAAAAGAAUGUAGAAUGAAGACAAAACGCAUGUUGGUGGAGAAGAUGGGACAUGAAGCAGUGGAACUGGGCCAUGGAGAAGCAAACAUAACCGGCUUGGAGGAGAACACCUUGAUCGCCAGUCUCUGUGACCUGCUGGAAAGGAUAUGGAGCCACGGCUUGCAGAUUAAGCAGGGGAAGUCAGCUUUGUGGUCACAUUUAAUUCAGUUUCAGGACAGAGAAGAGAAACAAGAGCAUCUUGCAGAAUCACCAGUUGCCCUUGGACCAGAAAGAAGAAAAUCUGACUCAGGAGUUAUGUUGCCAACACUCAGGGUCUCUCUUAUCCAAGACAUGAGGCAUAUUCAAAACAUGAGUGAGAUCAAGACUGACGUCGGACGAGCUCGGGCAUGGAUAAGACUGUCUCUAGAAAAGAAGCUCUUGUCCCAGCAUCUCAAGCAGUUGCUCUCCAACCAGCCACUCACCAAGAAGCUUUAUAAGCGUUAUGCUUUUCUACGGUGUGAAGAAGAAAGAGAGCAGUUUCUUUACCAUCUUCUUUCCCUCAAUGCUGUUGACUACUUCUGCUUCACCAGUGUGUUCACCACUAUCAUGAUUCCCUAUAGGUCAGUGAUCAUCCCCAUCAAAAAGCUGAGCAAUGCAAUCAUCACAUCGAAUCCUUGGAUCUGUGUAUCAGGGGAGCUAGGAGACACGGGAGUAAUGCAGAUUCCAAAAAAUCUCCUUGAAAUGACUUUUGAGUGCCAGAACUUGGGGAAGCUGACCACUGUUCAGAUUGGUCACGAUAACUCAGGACUGUUAGCCAAAUGGCUAGUGGAUUGUGUCAUGGUCAGAAAUGAGAUCACAGGACAUACUUACAGGUUCCCAUGUGGACGAUGGUUAGGGAAAGGCAUUGAUGACGGAAGCCUGGAGAGAAUCCUUAUUGGGGAAUUAAUGACCUCAGUGGCUGAUGAGGAUCUGGUAAAGCAGUGUCGGACUCCACCCCAGCAGAAAUCCCCCACCUCAGCUCGGAGACUGAGCAUCACUUCACUGACAGGAAAAACCACCAAACCCAAUGCUGGACAGAUCCAAGAAGGAAUUGGGGAAGCUGUAAACAAUAUUGUGAAGCAUUUUCAUAAACCUGAAAAAGAGAGAGGAAGCCUCACGGUGUUGCUGUGUGGAGAAAAUGGCCUGGUUGUGGCACUUGAACAAGUCUUCCACCAUGGCUUCAAAUCUGCCCGCAUCUUUCACAAGAAUGUCUUCAUCUGGGAUUUCAUAGAGAAAGCGGUUGCUUAUUUUGAAACCACUGACCAGAUUCUAGACAAUGAAGACGAUGUCCUUAUUCAGAAAUCAUCCUGCAAAACCUUCUGCCACUAUGUAAAUGCUAUUAAUACCGCACCCAGGAACAUUGGAAAGGACGGCAAAUUCCAGAUUUUAGUUUGCCUUGGAACACGGGAUCGCCUGCUCCCACAGUGGAUCCCACUCUUAGCCGAAUGUCCUGCCAUUACCCGAAUGUAUGAGGAGAGUGCCCUCCUGCGAGACCGCAUGACUGUCAACUCUCUCAUCCGCAUUCUGCAGACCAUUCAGGACUUCACCAUAGUCUUGGAAGGAUCACUCAUCAAAGGAGUGGAUGUGUAACCCAACUGGCUAGAAGCUCUCAGUCCAGACCCCUUGCUCCUGAACCUUCCCCAACUAUGGGGACCGAUUUGGACUUGUCUGAUAAGGUAGUGAGUCACUGCAGGGGGCAACACACCAUAUUCCCCAAUUUGAACAAUCCUCACACUACAGACAAGGCAAAAUGCUGUAUUGUAGUUCAUUUGAACCUGGAAUUUAGUAUAAAAUAGAGUAUUUUCAUGUGUUAGAUGUGUGUAAAUAUGCUAUCUUCUUUAAGAAAUUAUAUUACUCUAAUAAGAUACUUUUCUUAGAUUGAAUAUUCCUGUGACUUAACAUAAGUAGCUUAACCACAUUGGGAGUUGGGAGGGAAAGAGUGGUGCUAGCCAGGAAGAAGCCAGUAAACACGUUAUUACAGUGCAACCCAGUCGGGCUUUUUUUUUCCCUCCAGGUAUCACAAAGGAACCCAGAAUGCAUUGUUAUGUCGUAGCCAUCCAUCCUGGUGUGUCUGAUCCUUUGUAUUGUGAAUGUAAACAGCUUUACCUACUGUAUGUGAUAGUCCUCACUUCUAUAUUUUAAGUUACAAUUGGUUUCAUACAUUUGAAUUGAGUCACUUCUCCAGUCUUUUGGAAAAUCUUUUUCCGUCGGCACAAGAUAAAGAUACAGUUCAAAUAUUUUAAAUACUGGACCCCAGGAGCUUGGCUGAACUGGAAAGAGAACACACAAAGCCCUGAGAAGUAUGUUAAAUUGUAGGAUUAUCACUUCUUUACACUUUGGAAAGAUUAGCCUAGACUAACUUCAUUCUUGGCAUUUUUAUUCUUGUUAUGUGAGGUACUUUGAGGAGAUGUGAAUUUCAAAGUGUUGGUCUUACAGUUAUAAGAACUGCAAACGGCAGUUUGAUUCUGCACUUAUAAUUUGGCCAUCUAAACCCUGCAGCAGUUCUUACCUCAAGGAUAAUCUCAAACCCUGUCUUUGUUAGGUUCCAGUCACCUCCCCCCCUUCCUGUGCCCAUCCCCCUCUCAGGAAAUGGAAGGAAUGUCUAAGAAGGAGGAGGGCUUGGUGUAGCUUGGAAUGUUUUUGUGAAAGUAUUUGUUGACCAUGAUAAUGCAAAUAACAGAGGGAAAGAGAAAGAAUGAACCCUUUCUGGGUGUUUCAGGGCAAGUUUUAUGUUCCUUUUCUAAGAAGGGGUAAUAAAUGUAAAACAACUGGCCCAGAGAAGGUAAAAGCCAGUACAGCAUAGACUGACAAAAUGGGAGCAGAACCAGAGGCGACAGUUUUGAAAGACCAAACAUUGUGAGUAACUUUCCAGUUGGGUAUUUUAUAAGGAAGUUAAAUAAAUGUGGUAUUAGCUAGUUACCUUAAGACUUCGUUUAUGGUAGGUCCUGUAACCAGUUAGGCAUUUGCACAUUGUUAGCAGUGAAAUUGCCCCAGCACUGCGCCGGGUUUUAUUCCCAGUUGUGGCUGAGAAGCAAAGCCAUGGCCUCUCAGGACCCCCGUACGAUCUUGAGGGUCCUGGGCUUUAGCCAACAGUAUUGUUUCUCUUCUUUCCUGAAGGAAGAAACUAAUGAACAAGUGCCUCACUCCCUUAUCAAGCACUGUAUUCAGCCAGGCGACCAAGGCACAUCCCCUUUUAAUAUCUAACUUAGUAUUUGAGGAGGAACGGGGAGUUGAAGGCCGCAUUUAGAGACCCACGAAGGGUUUAAGGACAGGUUUUUGGGUGACUUGGUGGACUGGAGAUUUGUUCACCUGAGUCUAAAGUGUGUCUGCGUGACAACGCAGCUCUUCCAGGAUCAUGGAAAGUCUAUUAUGGGAGACGUCCAGAACCCAUUUCACACAGGUUCUUGUGUUGCCGUGAUCAGAAACCACUGAAUGAUCAGGGCAGGGUUUUAUUCUUAUUACCUUCCUCAUAAGACCAUGCUUCUGGCACACUCUGGGCAGCCGAAGGAUGACUUAGGUGAGCAGGCUAGCAUUGAGUGACCAUUUUACAGAUGGGAACACUUGAGGAUCGGAGAGGUUAAAUUCUUACCCCACAGCUGGUCAGUGACGAGUCUAGAAUUCAUGUUUUUUAUUACACCAAGACUGCGUGACACUGAGCUCCGAGGCAUUCAUAUUAAGUCUUUGUACCCCUGGAUCUUUAUUCAUACACCCAAGCAAGUAGGAUAUAAAUAUUACUAUCCAUUUAUAAUAAGCAUUUAUAAGGAUUAACAUUCUUUUUAACAAAUGGUUCUGAAGUGGUUGAGAAUUACAUGUUAUAAAAACUGGGAGCAAAAUUGGAUUUGGGGCCUAUGAAUAAAACCAUUACAUUAAAAGUAAUACCCAAAAAUAAAUUAUACGUAAAGUUUUAUCCCACUCUGUGUGAUAGGACCAUAACAAUGGGAAUGACCGCUUUCACAAGAAAUAGUCACACCAGAUGACACAUCUUCUAGAGUGCUGGGCCCUUUGAAUUGGUCACAUCAGGAGCCCAUAUACUUAUUCCAGUGAUACAGCCAGGACUCCAAACAUGUGGGGACCUCCUUCUGAGCCAUCUGAAUGGCCUACAGCCCAUUCUUUUGAGUAUUGCCAGUGAUGGUAAAUCUUGACCUUUCAGAAGAAAUUUAAUAUUCGGAAACAACAAAAAGUCCUUACGAUCCAAAUUGAUUAAUAAAAAGGAUGCUUAAGCAGAGUUUGAGGCCGCAAGGAAAUUAUUCUAAAGAAAUAAGACUUCUCUCUUAUGUGGCUUAUAACUCUCCCUAAGCCAAUACCAGAAUAUUUUGAGCAGGACAGUAGCAGAACCUUUAGAAUAAAUGUACAUAACCGACUUUUGGAAGGACCGUACCUAUUUAGAGGUAUCCUUUUUGCUAUAUUAAUUUUUUAAAUCAGUAUAUUGCUUUAUAUAAUCACACCUCAAAGUUUAAGUAAAAAUCAACUUUGUAAUUUUUUUUUUCCUCAGAAUAAAUUAAAAGUAAUGCCUGGAACCAUAAUUAGUAUUUUCACAUGAUAAUAGCUUAAGAGGAAAUUAUUUUAAAACUAAAUUGCCAAAAAUAUUACCUCUUGAAACAUCUAAUUUCCAAGUGUUUUCCAAAUGUCCUGAAACUCCUAAUGUCAGCCUUUCUGACAGCGGCAUUACACUUGUUGGUAUUACGUGUGAGGCCCUGCAAGCGGUGCCUGGUUGGGGCUCACCAAUGCCAUAAAAACUACUGAGGCUCAGUGUGGAGUAGCAUAAAGUGCCAUUCCAGCUGGGGUAAAAUCGGCCUCAUAGAGAACAAAAGCAAGGCUUCCCAAGGCGCCCUCUCCCUCCCCUUUCCCACUGGGAGCAAGAAUCUGAUAUAAGAAACCUAAAUCUUGCAAGAGUCUGCAGUUGCCCUCUAAAAUUUAUUUUAAAUGUUGCAGACAUUUUUGAAUCUUUGUGACCCUGUGAUAUUUACUUUAACAAGCCUUUUUAAAAAAUCAUUUUAAUGAGCUUCUGUCACACUACAUGAAUGAUGAAUGAUACAGGGGAAAUACUGAAUUGCUUGUAUCUUUUUUUUGGAAUAAAGCACUGUUGUAUGUAAAUGUAAGUGGAAGAGAGGUAGAAACUAUACGUAACAGUUCGUGUGUAGUAUAUGUUGAUGCCUCUAAGAUAUUUUGAAACAGGAGGCAACAGAUGUGGACCUCAGAUCCCCAGGGAAAUAUUUAUUUGACAGCAUUGAAAGUGUAGCUCUUAAUCGAAAUAUCUUCUUUCUGCUAAGAAUUAUGAUUUUUCAGUAGAUUUUCACUUUGAGUAUUGUAUUUUCUUUGUGAGGUUUACAGAAGCUAUCCUUUUCAACAUGUUGAAGGGACAAUCUGAACCUUAGCUAUUUAUAUUUCAGUAUUAACAUGCCUUCAUUGAGAAUGGAGUCGUGGGCUCCUCUCUACUUUUAUAAAAUGAAUCCUGUUUCCAAGUCAUCAGUUUCUUUUGAAGUCCCUGUUUCUUUCCUAAGCAUUUGUUACAUUACCAUUUAGCUUUAAAAAGAGACAGAAACGAAUAAUAAACUUCUAGGUCCUUUAUUCCUAUUAAAAUACAUUUACAAAUCUCUUGGAUUUCCAACCUGUUUUGAAGAGGGUACUGAUGAUCAGAGGAAUCCAAGAAGAAAUGCAUUGUCCCAGAUCUUCCUGGAGCUGAUCAUCCUCUCAAGGACAGAGUAAAGAUUCGCUCCAGAAAUGUAUCACAUUGAGCAGUUGACACCAGAGGGACAAAAAUAUAUAUCAAAAAAUUUCUCCUCAUCUAAAGGAAUCCAGGGCAUCCUUGGGUUAUGUGGGAGGGAAUCAUGCUUGAUCCAGUUUCCUGAAUGAAUUUGUGUGUGGCUCCAGUCUGUUCCAAACCUUGUUCACAGUAGAGAGGUAUGGUAAGGAGUUCCUGUUGUCAGUCAGCUGAGGGUGUUAAACAUAGAAAAAUCCUUCUAUGUUACACUUGAGCCGUGUGUAAAUGUACCCUGUGUAUCUUUUUUUAAAAAAUGAACAUUUCUGCAUUUAAAUUAUAUUGUGUUUCUUUGUAUUGUUAACAAUGCAUCAGAACUGGAUUUUUUUUUUCUCAUCUGAACAUAAUAUAAAAUUUAAAGAGUAUUGUGAUAUCAAGCACUUUAACAUACAUAUCAGAGAAACUGACGUGGGUUUUUCAGGUUUUGGAGUACAUUUAAAUAUGACUUUUCAUGCUUUGUUCUUUACAAAUAAAACUGUGGGGUUGAUA